Musca vetustissima is the source of this 451-nucleotide messenger RNA. Its product is annotated as coiled-coil domain-containing protein 86. The record is from RefSeq and is a predicted model, not a curated record. NCBI's taxonomy places the organism in Eukaryota, Metazoa, Arthropoda, Insecta, Diptera, Muscidae. The transcript has 2 exons. Gene Ontology annotation, cellular component: nucleolus. Bases 1 to 450 code for a protein of 149 amino acids.
AUGACAGAAGAAACCAAAGCUACCCAAGCGACAAAUGAAGCCAACAAGGAAUCCAGUGCGGCUGCAGCUAAAGCCGCCAAGAAAGUAAAGAAACCAGAAAAUGAAGUACCUCGCGGUCAGCCAAAAUCACACAGGCCAUGGAAAACACCAAAAACCAAAUUCUCCACCAUACAAAAAACUAAACCACGUCUAACAUUCGAAAAGAAAAUGGAACUGCGAAAUCAAUUGCGUGCCAUCAAAGAGCGUUCACGCGAAAUCAAAGAAGCCAAAAAGGAGGCGGCAUUGGAAAAGAAACAACGACGUUUGGAAAAUGCCGAACGCCGUUUGGCCAACGAACGUAAGGCUGAAAUUGUGCAGGUCAUUAAGAAUCCGGCCAAAUUGAAACGUAUGAAAAGGAAACAAAUGCGUUUGAUUGAGAAACGCGACUUGAGUCAAGUUAAAGUGGUGUAGU